Messenger RNA from Phlebotomus argentipes, 8159 nucleotides. RefSeq names its product lysine-specific demethylase 5-like. Lineage: Eukaryota; Metazoa; Arthropoda; Insecta; Diptera; Psychodidae. Gene Ontology annotation, biological process: chromatin remodeling. The transcript has 12 exons. The record is from RefSeq and is a predicted model, not a curated record. Gene Ontology annotation, cellular component: nucleus. Gene Ontology annotation, molecular function: DNA binding; histone demethylase activity. Bases 215 to 4849 code for a protein of 1544 amino acids.
GUCAAGAUGGCGUCAAGUUGGAUAAUUGACAUGAACAUUGGUGUGUAGAGAAUAUUUGUUUGUUGUGUCAAAUUGUGUGCAGAAAUUGUUUUUCCGGUGUGGCAGUGGGCUUGCAAUUUUAGCAUUGGUGAUCGCAGAAAUUCAAGAUUGUUACCAACAUCCUCAGGCAAUGAUUACCUGGUCAACCUCAGUCAAUUAAACACCUUCCAGGAUCAUGUCCGAGAAGAAUGUAAUAUGUACUGAAAAGGCGGCAUCGUCGCAUAACAUGGAUGAGAAGCCCCAGGAAAUAUCAAAGAACAAGUAUGAGUUUGUGUUUGUGCGCCCUCCGGAAGCGCCUGUAUUCAGACCCACUUUGGAAGAAUUCAAGGAUCCAUUAGCCUACAUAAAUAAAAUACGGCUAACUGCAGAGAGAUAUGGCAUCUGUAAAAUCAUUCCUCCAUCAUCGUGGUCUCCACCGUUUACACUGGAUGUAGACAGAAUGAGAUUCACGCCACGAGUUCAGCGACUAAACGAGUUGGAGGCGAAAACGCGUAUCAAGCUCAACUUCCUGGAUCAAAUAGCAAAGUUCUGGGAAUUACAGGGUAGCAUGUUGAAGAUUCCAUUAGUCGAGAGACGCGCACUCGAUCUUUAUUCACUGUAUCGCGAAGUGCAGGCCGAGGGUGGGAUUGACGUGGCGUGUCGUGAGCGAAAAUGGAGCAAAAUUGCUAGUAGACUGGGAUAUCCACAGGGUAAAAGUGUUGGCACCAUCCUCAAGAGUCAUUACGAGCGCAUUCUCUACCCCUUUGAGUUGUACACAACAGGAAAGAGUGUGGAUCUGAAACUGGAACCAGACUCCGAAGAUUGUGAUUACAAACCACACGGGAUUGUUUCGCGCCAGCAAGUAACACCGCCGCUUGAAACUACAGCACGCCGUUCAAAACGUUUCAUUCAGAAUACAUCUACCGGUAAUGGAAUUGUAAAGGAGGAGGAUUCACUCCCAAAGCGAUACCAAAUGACUCCUCGAAUGCGGAGAGCGAAGCCAAAACGUGAUGUGACAGUGGAUCCACUGGCCAAGUACAUCUGUCUGAACUGUAAUCGUGGGGAUGCCGAGGAAGCUAUGCUGCUCUGUGAUGGAUGUGAUGAUUCUUACCACACUUUCUGUCUUAUGCCACCCCUUCAUGAGGUUCCCAAGGGUGAUUGGCGCUGUCCCAAAUGUGUCGUGGAAGAAGUAAACAAACCAAUGGAAGCUUUCGGAUUUGAGCAGGCGCAGCGCGAGUACAAUCUUCAUCAGUUUGGCGAUAUGGCGGAUGCGUUUAAGAGCGAUUAUUUUCGAAUGCCCGUAAAUCGCGUGCCUGUGGAUUUAGUUGAGUAUGAAUUCUGGAGAAUUGUGUCAUCAAUUGAUGAAGACGUGACAGUGGAAUAUGGUGCAGACUUGCAUACAAUGGAUCAUGGCAGUGGCUUUCCCACACGCAGUGCCCUUUAUCUUCAUCCGAGUGAUCAGGAAUACGCAGAGUCUAGCUGGAAUCUCAACAACUUACCGCUGCUCGAGGACUCCAUACUCGGUCACAUCACAGCUGAUAUCAGUGGUAUGAAAGUUCCGUGGAUGUAUGUUGGCAUGUGUUUUGCCACAUUCUGCUGGCAUAAUGAAGAUCACUGGAGCUAUUCGAUUAAUUAUUUGCAUUGGGGUGAGCCUAAGACAUGGUACGGCGUACCUGGUGCUCAGGCGGAGCGCUUUGAGCAGACAAUGAAGCGCGAAGCGCCAGAGUUAUUCGCUAGCCAACCAGAUUUGCUGCAUCAACUGGUGACUAUAAUGAAUCCAAAUGAGUUAAUGAAUAACGGAGUAUCAGUGUAUCGCACUGAUCAGCACUCUGGCGAGUUUGUAAUCACUUUCCCUCGCGCCUACCAUGCUGGAUUCAAUCAGGGUUACAACUUCGCUGAAGCCGUUAACUUUGCACCCGCUGACUGGCUGAAAAUGGGCCGCGAGUGUAUUAAUCAUUACUCAACUCUGCGCCGGUUUUGUGUUUUCUCUCAUGAUGAACUCGUGUGCAAGAUGGCUCUGGAGCCUGAUAAUCUUAACAUGGGUAUUGCUACGGCUUGUUUCCUUGACAUGGCUGAAAUGGUGGACACAGAGAAAAAAUUAAGAAAAUCAUUACUUGAAUGGGGUGUCACAAAUGCUUUGCGUGAGCCUUUUGAGCUACUUCCCGAUGACGAACGUCAGUGUGACAGCUGCAAGACCACCUGUUUCUUAUCCGCUGUCCAAUGCGAAUGUACGGGGGCCUUAGUUUGCCUUCGCCACUAUUCUGAGCUGUGCAAAAAAUGUCCUCCUACAGGACAUACACUCAAAUAUCGUUACACUUUAGACGAGCUACCGCUGAUGCUGCGACGACUUAAAGCUAAAGUGGAGACUUUCGAACGUUGGGUACAGCGCGUUCGUAUUGCUAUGAUACCUGGUGGCGCAGAAAAAAUUACCAUUCAGAACUUGCACGCGCUUGUGACGGAAGCUCGUGAAAAGCAUUAUCCACAGUCAGCCAUGCUCGAUUGCCUCGUGGAAAAUCUUAACGAGGCGAAUAAAUGCGUUCGAGUGAUACAGCAGCUUAUGUAUUAUCAAGAGCGUGCUCAGAUAGCUGACACACCCUACAGACUCACGCUCGACGAGUUAGACCUGUUUGAUCUUGAAAUUCGAAAUCUUUGCUGCACAAUUGGUGACACAGCCAUUGUGCGUGAUCUGCACAAAACAGGCAUGCUUAUCACACAGCGGGCACAAGAAAUGCUUACCUGUCCACUUAGCGACAUUGACCUUAAUGAUAUUCGGACAACCAUUGAUGAAGGAACUGCAACGUGCCUUGAUCUGCCCGAGGUAGAAAGAUUGCGAUUGCGCUACCGCCAGGUUGAUGUGUACGCUCGAAUUUUAGCUGCUCGUGAAGGCAGUGGUGACCGCGUAAGUUGCCUAAGAGGAUUGCUUGUAGAAGGCCUAGGUCUAAGUCCGGAACCGCAGUUGGAGGAGCAGCUGGUAAAGUUACAGCGCGAAUUGCGUGUGGCAGAGGAAUGGUUAGAUGAGGUGCAUGAAGUGCUAGAGGGUAGUUCUAUUGUGAAUAUAAGCCAAGUGAGAACUCUCGUAGAGCGUUGUGAUGGUCUCAUGGAUUCCACAAUGAAUGCACAGCGUCUCUAUGAGGCUUAUCAGCGCUACCUCAAAUGGAAUGAAUUAUACGUGGGAAUGCAAUCAAAGAAGGAGUAUCCAUACCUCAGGAGUAUUGAAGAGGCCGUUGUAAUGGCGUUAGACAUCUCAUUUCGGACUUCCGAUAUUCACGAUCUCAUCACACACUUUAAAGCAGCUCUAAAGUGGAGAAAAUUCGUUAAUAGGGCAUUCGUGCGUAAAUCUACUACUUUUACGCUUAUCGAUGUGUUACCGCCACGCACAAGCGCAGUAAUGCCGAGCAUCUUAGACGCCGAUGGACGUGACAAUGACGAGCGGGAAUGGGGUGUUAGCGACGAGAUGACACCUGCGGAGGCAAUUGAGUCAUUUAAACGCGGGGAAGAGCGUGAAUAUUUAGAUAUGAAGGAACUGCGAGAGCAAAAUUCAACAAAAGAUCCAACGCGCGAUAAAUAUUGCAUAUGUGGAGCGGAGUUCAGUGAAAAAACAAUGAAUAGGUGCCAGCUGUGCCUAGACUGGUUCCAUUACACAUGUGUGCCAGCAGCACGCACAAAGGCGUCACGUGAAUGGCCUAUUGACCCAAGUAUGCCGUCUACUUCGGCAGCGGCUAUGCGCAGUAUGGGUGCUAUUGAAACUGAGGUUCGCUUUCUAUGUAUGUCAUGCCAGCGUUCACGACGACCACGACUCACAUGCAUAUUACGUCUGCUACAGGCUCUCAAGGAUAUUCCUAUUCGUAUACCGGAAGGUGAAGCUCUGCAGUAUCUCGCAAAACGGGCUAUUGAUUGGCAAGAACGUGCAAAUAGUGUAUUAGAUAGUGACGAGGUAAUAUCCGUAUUGAGACAAAUAUCAGCAACUGCGCCUAAAGAACCAGAGUCCGAUACUAAAGAUAAAAAGGGUCGGGAGAUCGAGCAUGCCUAUUCUGUACCCACUUUAGAUGCGGAGGUAAAACUUAGCGCUGAUACACUACAACAACUGGAUAGUUUGUUGUUUGAGGCAAAUCUAAUAGAAGUCACCACAGAGCAGAGUGUUCUCAUAUGGCGGAUCCUAAAGCGAGAGAAAAAAGACUCGUAUAACUCUUAUUAUAGUCCGGAAUACGAAGAAUGCGAAUGGGGCUCUUCUGGAAGUCAAAAGCCAUGGAAUGCCUUGGAGCGUCCCACACGACAUGGAAAACUGAAAGCAAGAUUGCGGUUUACAAAUGAUGUAACAACGGUGGUGGCGAAACGAAAACGCACUGAAAUGGCAAAGAGAAAGGCGGAUAAAUCUAAAGUUAAGGGGCAAUCGAAGAAAACAAUUUCCGAUGAUGACGACGAAGAGGGUGAAUGCAGUGCGCCAAAGUGUAUUAGACCAAAUGAGAGAAAAUUUGUGGACUGGGUGCAGUGCGAUGGCGGAUGCGAGAAAUGGUUCCAUAUGAAAUGUGUCGGCGUGCACAAGACACAAGUGACCGACGAAGUGGACUUUUAUUGUGGAAAAUGUACUGAAACUACAAAUACGCGCACUGAAGAAGGAAAUCACGAUACUGGAGAUAUGUUUGAAGUGCGACGUGAACUGUCAUUUGCUGAGUACGUGAAGAUAGACGAGGAGGAAUCAACGCAUCGGUCACCUUGCAGUUACGAUGGUCUCUUUGGUUCCGACAGCGAGCUAACUUUCGAGGAAGAAAUUAAACAACUGAAAGAACUCACAAGGAAUUGUAAGAGUCGACGAAAGUUGGAGAAAAAGUAGUUAAUGAAGUAAUUAAAAACAUAAUUUAAGAGUUUAUUAAACAGUGGGAGGUCACAUAGAGGCAAAUUAUAAAGCAGUGGAUUCCAUAUUUCGAUAUUAAAUUUUAAAGUAAUAGAGUUCAUUAUACUUUCCUAAAGAGAGAACCAGACAUACCAAUGAUUGUACUCGACAUAAACCUAGCGGUUGUUUUAUAACUAUACAGUUAUUUUAAUAGAAAUGUAAAAACUUCGUCUACAAAAGAACUGUUAAUUGAGUAAAAAUUUACCACUGUCCCCUUUGUAUUGUUGACGCUUUUGACUACAGUAUGAAUAAUUAAUUCAGAAAGUAGAGGUGCCGAAUUUGACAGUCCAAAUUUGGGUUAUACACAUUUAUGUUCAAUAAAUUUAGUAUAUUAAAGACUAGUACCAUGAGAAUAACAGAUCAGUUUUGGCGUAUUGCGCAAUAAACAAUAUCUCAUUGGUAUGGUAGAUAUCUGAUAUAAUCUGAAAAAGUAGAUCGAAAUUACUAAAUGAAGGGAUAAACAACUGGCCAGUCUUUCAUGACGCAGUAAGCAAAAAGAAAUCGUGAUACUCGCAUCACUAGACUCACAUUACAAAAAAAGAAAAAUAAUCUGCAAUUCAUAAAUACUUAAUAAUCGUUUGAAAUUUUUCAGUAGUCGAUCAGAAAUUUUUGCUAAACAAAAAGCUGAAAUGCUGUCCAUAUUAUUUCUUCCCAGGUUAUUCAUCAUCCCUAUUGUGUAACGUAAUAUUCAUAGUUCAGUUAAGAAAGUGGCAAUUCCUUAUAUCAAGUUUUUUGCAAAUCAAAUUUAAAGUAUAAGUUUUAUCUGAUACCAAAAGAAGGAAGGAAUAAAUUUUUCAAUCCAAUAUUCAAACCCAAUUCAAUAAUUUUUUAUAUGAAAAAUAUUUUUAUUUUAUUUUGGCAUUUAGCGAAAAUAUUUUGCAAAUUAUUUUUCAGAUUCGCGGAGAUUUUGAAACAUAUCAUGUGUUCUUAUUUCAAUUUGAAUAAUACUUUAGUUUCCUAAAUAGUAAUCCUCAUAUUUACAGCUUGCCAUGAACUGACGAAAUUUCGCGCAAAUUAUGGUUGAUCCAGUUGACCACUUAAAUAAUAAUAAUAUUGUAAUAUCAUUCUAAACAACGACUCUGAAAAUGAGCAGCCAAAGGUACGAACCAACAGACGCCACAUGUCCACGACAGAGCGACACACAGCAAAGCUAAGUGUAUCCUCUCUAUGCGUCUAGCCUCAAGUAAUAAAAUGUAGUAUCAAAGCAUAUGAAAUGCUUAAGUAUGCUAUAAUUCUGAGGUUCUUCUAAAUUUUCAACAUCUAAACGAAAAUCUUUCUAUUGUUUUUUAAAUGUUUAUCUCGCACUUUGCUGUAUUGAUAAUGUUGCGGGUAGAGUCUUGGGCUUGGGCUAUUGAUUGGCAUAGAGAUCGCCAGAAAAUAAAAAUUAUUAUAAUUAUUAUUAUUUAUUGGCACACUCUAUCUAACAAUACAAUGCAGUUUAUAUAGUUUAUACAGUGGUAGCGGGAAUGAAAAGGGCCCAGAUCCGCAAUGAAUUAAAAGGCAGAGGGAAAAACCGCGAUCUUGGUUCUCAGGGAACACGUGCCGAUCGGGUAUGGCAGUUCAACUUAACACAGUGUUAAGGAAUUUCACUUACACUAAAAAUACUUAUUUCUAGAUAUUAAUAAAUUUCAUUUUUGAAUGAGCCUAAAGCUUUUGACCAAUGGAGGGGAACUAAAUGUCAAUUCUUAAUCUUCAUUUUUCCACUUUUUCUUUUGUCAUAAUUAGCAAAUUGUAAGAGGGAUAGGCCCUAAGUUUUUGCUCAUGCAAUAAAUUGAAAUUGAAAUUGAAAUUAAAUGGAGAUUAAGGACAUGCAGAUGAGUCCGAAGGCAGACCAGGGAGAAUCACAAAGAAUUGCUUGACCUGGAAGUAGCAAAGAUAGGGUUUAAGAUGAAAAGUCGCAGUGGACAGCAUUCGUAUGGAAGAGGUUAAAAAUGGCAAAUUCAGCAUAAUACAAUAAAAUAAUAUAGAAAAGCAGAUAACAAAAAUAUGUUGAUCAUGUAGUAAAUUCAGGCGUAUAAUCGAAAACCCACCGAUUGAAACCUAUAGAUUGAUGACAUGAGUUGUCAUCAGAGACUAGGUCCUCAUGCAAACGGAGAGAGGGUGACUCACUUGGCUUUCGGUGCUGUGAGUCAGUCUCCUCUGAGUGGUCGAAGUUCGCCUGUUGAUCCGCACCUUCGGGAGCCCAUUCUUAGGAAUUAACCCGCACUAUCGAGCUAUCGCGAAUUUGCUACAAUCAUGAAAGACAGGGGAGUAGAGACCAACAGAGUCGGCUCGACAUAUACAAAGAGAGGGGUGUAGGAAGCCAACCGAGCCAUGGGCACAAGGCAACCGCAGACGUAGGAUAUAGGGAGCAAAACGUGAGUGAAUGUAAGGCAGGGCCUACACUGAUCAAAACAUGCCAGUGAUAUGUGGGUUCUGGUGGAAUAGACACACACCCCCAAAAUCACACUCCCCGACGUUCAGGCAUCACAAAGCCAGAUAUCUACAUUCACCAAGAGGGUAGCACAAACCAAUCACUCAAAUAUCAAUUGCUUCAAUUAAUUGUUUAAGUUAAAUUAGUUCAUUUAUAAUCCUCGAUCAGACAAAUGUUCUUCGAACUAAGAAUUUCUGAAAAACUGAACGGAACAUGUUCCAGCCUUGAAGUUGGCGAUAAAUCUUUCAAAUAUAAUAAAAUUCAGAAUAUCUCUGCAUGGAAAACUCAGUUUCGGAACCAAGAUUUUUCUCGUGAAUUGCAGCAAUGGAAUCCAAAGACUCUGUUGAGUCUUCAGGACUUAGCUUCCUUGCUUUCUGAAUAAAUUAACUCUUUUUUUUGGAUCAUCGAAUUUUUCGGCAGGACUCUACAAAUUGUUCGAGUGUCAUUGGCAGAAAACUUAUUUUAUCUACAUGUAGUUGAAGUGUAAAGAAUCCAAACAUUAGGUACUUUUAUGCUGCGUCGUCCUGAUGCAUUACUCUCUCUCUCUCUCUAUUUCUCUCUCUGUAUCUAUCUUUGUUAUUCUAUUCAAAAUAAUAAUAUAACACACAAAAUAAAUUAUAGAUGCCUCUCCACCUCCCAAAUCCAAUUGUACUAAAUGUGAGUAGAUUUAUGAUGACAAGUAUUACCUAAUUUAUGUGAAUAAGAAUAUGGUGUAACUGAUAAGUAAGAUGGUCGAUGUGUGAGAUAAAAAUCACCGUAAAGUGAUCUAUUUUAGAAAAAAAACUGUCUUUUGGAAUUUACGUACUAUAAGUAAAACAGAUUUUUUUAAAACAUACA